Drepanopeziza brunnea f. sp. 'multigermtubi' MB_m1 is the source of this 612-nucleotide messenger RNA. Lineage: Eukaryota; Fungi; Ascomycota; Leotiomycetes; Helotiales; Drepanopezizaceae. The record is from RefSeq and is a predicted model, not a curated record.
AUGUCCAUAUCCAAUGCCACGCCCAUUAUCCCUCUCCUCGACGGCAACAGCAACAGGAACAGCGACUGCAACACCAGCCAGGACCUGGGGUACAGGGUUCGGAAGGCGGGAAUAAUCGUAAUCGUGGGAGAGAGGGGGUCUGGGAGGGGAAGCAGUCUUCAUUUGCAGCCGCCACACGAUUCCCACCCAGGUCUCCGCGGCCGGCCCGGUGGGCUCCAGCGCCCAGGGCGACCACAUGGCCGCGGGGCAGCUGUACACGUCCUGCGCGACGGCGAGGACAGCCGCGUGAGAAGCUUCGUGGUCGAGCCUGGAAGUGCUUGUUGGUUAGCACGCGACACGUACGAUCUUGCGAGUUUUGAAAGGGUGUUGGCGCAGGGGAUGGCAGAAGAGGCUGUCUGUCGGAUGAGGAGGGGGCUUUUACCAGUUGAGGAGGUUGCGGAAGAGGAGCGGGAAGGAGAUGGCUUCAAAGACGUGGUUCACGAGGCGGGCGGAGGGCAGGGAGCGCUUGGGGACGUGGGAGAGGAUGGUGUGGAGGAGUUCUGGGGGGAGAGUGUCCAUUGUGGUGGUGCCAACGAUGAGGAAGGAGAUGGGGAUGAAAUAGAUCCGAGUUGA